AUGGCAAGCCCAACUGAGCACUCUCUCCCGGAGACCUACACCGGUCUACAAUUCCAUUCACCCUCUUCGUCACCGAUUCUUGCGGCACUGUCCACACCGAUUCCCACGGCUGGAACCGCGAUUGUUAAGCCACUGUACUCUAUCAUCGUACAGUACGCUAACGAGAUAUUCACCAACGGAAAUCCGAGAGGUUAUAAAUACCCCUUACCGCUUGUACCUGGUGGUUCUUGUAUUGCCCGCGUUGCUGCUGUUCCAUCCGACGCCACGAGCCUAAAACCCGGUCAGCUGGUAUUUGUAGAGUUGACAGUCCGGGGCCGAGACGACCCUAAUAUCAAGAUCCUUAGAUCAUUUCAUGAGGGUUCCAGCGAGGGGACUAGGAAGCUGAUGGCCUCGGAAGAGUGGCGCAAUGGAUGUUGGGCCACGCUAUCGACUGCACCUUUAGAGAGUGUACACACUCUAGAUGAAGGUAUACUAGUUGGGCGACUGGGGUAUAAACUUGAAGAACUUGGUUCUCUUAGUCAACUAGUUGUCCCGUACGGUGGCCUCGCAGAUGUUGGAUUAAAAACAGGCGAGACGGUUUUGAUUGCCCCAGCCACGGGCUCCUUUAGUAGUGCUGCGGUACAUGUGGCCCUUUCUAUGGGCGCUAGAGUCAUCGCCAUGGGAAGAAACGAGGCAGCUCUAGCGGACCUGAAGAAGCUCGCCGAUCCUGGAAGAAUAGAAACCGUCAAGAUUAGCGGCGAUGUUCAACAAGACGUCAACGCGCUGGCCAAGUUCGGGCCACUGGAUGUUUAUUUCGACAUAUCCCCACGACCGGCCAGCAAGAGCUCUCACAUUAGAGCAGGUAUAUUGUCUUUGAGGCCAGGAGGCCGGAUGAGUCUCAUGGGAGGAAUACCAGGUGACAUCGACAUCCCUUAUUGGCACAUAUCAUACAACGGUAUCACAAUUAAAGGAACCUUUAUGAACACACCCCAACAGGCGAAGGACUUAAUCAAAACUGUCGAAAGGGGUGUGCUGAAGAUUGGCUCCAGAGUGGGCAUGGAGGUGGCCGGAAAAUUUGGGCUUAAAGAUUGGGAUGAGGCACUUCGGAUUGCUGCGGCAAAGGGGGGGCCAGGAAAGAGCGUAUAUUUCAUUCCUAACGGGGAAUGA
Molecule: messenger RNA, 1146 nt
Organism: Daldinia childiae
Lineage: Eukaryota; Fungi; Ascomycota; Sordariomycetes; Xylariales; Hypoxylaceae
Product: alcohol dehydrogenase GroES domain-containing protein
Exons: 1
Coding region: 1-1146 (381 amino acids)
Cellular component (GO): mitochondrion
Molecular function (GO): oxidoreductase activity
Source: RefSeq, a predicted model, not a curated record